This is a messenger RNA of Acytostelium subglobosum LB1, 741 nucleotides long. RefSeq lists its product as hypothetical. Lineage: Eukaryota; Evosea; Eumycetozoa; Acytosteliales; Acytosteliaceae. Gene Ontology annotation, molecular function: purine nucleosidase activity. The record is from RefSeq and is a predicted model, not a curated record. The coding region runs from base 1 to 741 and encodes 246 amino acids. Gene Ontology annotation, biological process: purine nucleoside catabolic process. Gene Ontology annotation, cellular component: cytosol. The transcript is spliced from 4 exons.
AUGAGGUAUGUUUGGUUGGACUGUGACCCUGGUCAUGAUGAUGCAUUCGCUAUAAUGAUGGCUGGACAUAGCCAGUCAUUGACGUUGCUUGGCAUAUCAACGGUAGCAGGUAAUCAAACAUUGGAAAAGACGACAAUCAAUGCAUUGAAGGUGUGUAAGAUCAGUGGACUUGAAAGCAUUGAUGUUGUGAAGGGCAUUGGCAAGCCUUUGUUGAGACAAUCUCGUGUCUGUCCAGAGAUACAUGGCGAGACAGGUUUGGACUCAUCUAUUGUGUUGGACGUUGAAACCAAACAACCAUUACAAAAGAAUGCCAUUGUACACAUGGCCGACACUAUCAAAUCCACAUACGCAACACAUAAUUCCAAGACAACCAUCAUCGCCACCGCCUGUCUUACCAACGUCGCACUACUCUUCUCCGUCUUUCCCGAGGUAAUCGAGUUGGUAGAGAGUGUUACCUUGCUAGGUGGCGCAAUGACCACUGGUAACAUGACUCCCGUUGCAGAAUUCAACAUAUUGGUCGAUCCGGAAGCUGCCAAGAUGGUGUUUGAUAGUGGAGUCAAGGUUGUGAUGGUACCUUUGGAGAUAAGCCACAAAGCACUCAUUACAAAGGAUAUUCUGGAGCGAAUUGCAGCCAUUGGCAACACAAAGUUCAUAACCCUGACCAUCGAGUUACUCAAGUUCUUUGCCAAUACCUACUUCACAUGUUUGGAAUGGAUUCACCUCCACUUCAUGACCCUCUAG